AUGGUGAUGGAGCAGAGGCAUCCGCUCCUGCGCAACGGUAUUGUUUACGCCGAAGGCAGCAAGUGGAGAAAUAUACGGCGAUCUCUAGCGUCCGCUUUCACCCACGGAAAGCUAAAACAGAUGAUGGCCGAUGUAAAAAAUGGCGCGGACACCUUCCUAGACAUUGUGAGUGAGUACGCUGACAGCAACCGUGAAGCGAAUGUGUUCGAGCUCUACCAAAGACUAGCCAUGGAUUACGUGGGCCGAACCGCGUUCGGAGUCGACUUCAGCUUCCAAAGAGGACCCGAAAACGCCCUCGCCGUUUCCUCGAAGGCCAUUCUUCGGGGAGUCAUGAAGGGACCGUUUUACUUCAUUUGCCAAUGCACAUCGAAAUUUGGUGUGUUCGCAAAACCUCUGUACUGGGUCAACAUGUUGCUCGGCGUUUACGCGUCAGUUGCCUUGACUAAGGAGACGGCGAAUGUGAUCGAUCUUAGAAGAAACAACCCGGAGUUCCGGAAGGCUGACGUUCUUCAGAAUUUGCUUGAUGCUGAAUAUCAAGAGGAGAGCCCAGAGACUGAUAAUGGCUCGCCACAGAAUGCGAGAACUCUAAAAAGCCGGGCAUUGACAAAAGAAGAAAUUCUCGUAAGUGCAGCUUCAACAUUUAUUGCAGGGUAUGACACAACAUCUACAUCCUUAAGUUACGUAACGUACCUACUGGCGAAGCACCAAGACGUUCAAGAGAGAGUCCGGAGAGAAGCCAACGAAGUGUUUUCCAGUGAGGCUAGUACAGUGCCUUUCAUCUUGUUGCCACCGCAACGUGAUGAUGAAGAGUGUCAAAUUUGUACAGGAGGAGUUGGACUACGAAACUGUGACAAAGAAGCUGCCAUACUUAAGUCAAGUCGUCAGCGAGGCUCUUCGCUUGUACCCCCAGUACUCACAUUCACAUCGAGGAAGGCCGUGAACGACUUUGAGCACAACGGUGUGCAGUACAAGGCCGGAACGUGUUUCUCAUCUCCAAUACUACAAGUUCACAGAGACGCACGCUACUGGCCUGACCCACUAAACUUCAAUCCUGACAGAUGGCGCAAGCGGCAUUUCUCCUAUUUCAAGAACCUGGGAAUCCCUGGUCCAGAACCGAGCCUGCUAUGGGGAAACAUUCGAGAGUUCCACGAAACAGAUCAUUACAAGGUCAUUGGAAAGUGGCUGGAAAAGUACGGAGACACCUUUGGAUUUUAUGAUGGAGAUGUGCCAUUCGUUGUGACGAAAGACUUGGAUUUCUUGGAAUACAUCUUGAUUCGCAACUUUCAAAACUUCACGGGUCGAGGGGAAACGUUGGUGGUGGAAAGCAGCGAAUGCUCUCGAGAUCUCCAGAGGCUCACCCUGGACUACGUUGGUCGUGGAGCGUUCGGCGUCGACGGCAGCUUUCAGAUAGGACCCGAAAACUCUCUGGCCGCUUCCGCAAGGGCUGUGAUUAGUGGAGUAAUGAAAGGACCUUUACACUUCCUUUGCCAAAGUACAUCUACACUGGGUGUCCUCGCAACACCCUUGUACUGGAUCAACAUGAUCUUUAGCGGCUACGUGACAGUGAAGUUGACCAAAGAGACGGCGAGAAUUAUCGACCUCAGAAAACAGAACCCAGAGUUCAGAAAGCCUGACGUUCUUCAAAACCUCCUCGAUGCUGAAUAUCAAGAAGAGAGCCCGCAGACUGACAAUGACACUUUAAUGAGUGGUAAAGGAGCAGAAAAAGCUAUCAAGAGCCGUGUGCUAACCAAAGACGAGGUUCUUCUGAGCGCUUCUGUACUCUUCGUUGCCGGGUAUGACACAACGUCAACGUCUUUAAGUUACGUGACAUACCUCCUGGCGAAGCACCAAGACGUUCAGGACCGAGUCCGGAAAGAAUUCAACGAAGCCAUUUCCGGCCCGGAUGAUUUCGACUAUGAAACGAUUACAAGGAAGUUGCCAUACCUAACUCAAGUUGUCAGCGAGGCUCUCCGCUUGUACCCACCAGUCCUCACGUUUGUAACGCGUAAGGCUGUCGAAGACUUCGAGUUCAACGGCGUUCAUUACAAGGCAGGAACAAGUUUCUUGUCUCCGACGCUGCAAAUCCACAGAGACUCACGAUACUGGCCUGACCCACUAACCUUCAAUCCGGACAGAUUCGCUGCGGAAAAUGAAGGCAGCUUCCAUAAUGUGGCCUAUCAAGCCUUCGGAGUGGGACCACGCAAUUGCAUCGGUAUGCGCAUGGCCCAAAUGGCACUGUAUUACACAAUCGCGCGACUGGUUCAGCGAUUUCAACUCCACGUCGGACCAUCUCAGCCAGAGGAAUCUUUCGAGAUUGUUUCACGAGCCGUUCUUUCGAAAACCAAGCGUUGGACCAUGGAUUGUCUUUAGGCGUAUCUGAACGGAGGUAAUAAGGAUUGAGCCUUAUCGAACAUGUUCUAUAGGACGGCCAAGAAGCCCUUGACGAAAACAAGACUCUCAUGAAGAGUGGAGGACAUGUUCGUCUAGUGUCUCAAUAUGAUCCCGCUGCGAACACCUGCCAUGGGCAUGCUGAAUCUACAAUUGCGAUACGCCAUGUUGCACCGAAAUGUCAACGGUGCUCAAGUGGCCACAGAGACCGAGUGAUGCCAAAGAGAAAAUAUACCUUUCAUUUAUUGUUCCAUU
Rhipicephalus microplus (southern cattle tick) is the source of this 2643-nucleotide messenger RNA. Its product is annotated as cytochrome P450 3A14-like. Gene Ontology annotation, molecular function: oxidoreductase activity, acting on paired donors, with incorporation or reduction of molecular oxygen; heme binding; iron ion binding. The record is from RefSeq and is a predicted model, not a curated record. Lineage: Eukaryota; Metazoa; Arthropoda; Arachnida; Ixodida; Ixodidae.